GUUUUAUUGGCGAAUCAUGACAGUAAUUCACACAAACAUAUUACCGUUUUGUAAUUUAUUACUGAUUUAACAUUAUUAUUUUUAUGUUUUUUAUGACACUGAGACAAUAGAUAAUACCAUUAUUUCAGGGCCCUAUUGUGUGUCCAAUCACGUCAGGGUAUUAAAACAACCAGGAAAUGUUAAUUUUUUAUUAUUAUUAUCAUUUUGAGCAGCAUUAACAUUUGCUACUGACAACUUUUUUAACUGAAGACACUUAAACUUUGAUUAGUUCACAGUCAGAGCUGGAUAAGGUAAAUCAAUGUAAGUAUCUUAAGUGUUAGCUCAUGUUUAUAUUAAAGAUUUAAGCAGCAGCUAAACACUUUUCCUCAGAAAUGUAUUCGUUGUUAAAACGAGGUAUCACUCUGUCAACAUUAAUUCAUACAUUUGGGCAAAGAAUGAAGAUUUCUCUCACUAUACAGAACAAAUUAACGCUAAUCACCUGUUCACGAUAAUGUUUUGAGCUUUACACUUUGUUUUUUAAGAAAACAUCUAAUUGUUUUAUUUAUUUAUUUAUUUAUUUUCCCGAUGCGAUAGCCCUCCGCUAGGGGAUAAAACACUUUAAUUUACAUGGUGUUGUCAUGUUGUUUAGAAAGUGAAACUAUAUUCGGACAAACGAGGACAUAUUUCUUCGCUUACAGGCUAUUAUAUUUUUCGGAGGGCUAAAGUUUAUUCAAACAGAUAAUCAGAGAGGUAUGUGAUGAAAUGGCUUUACCUGAGCAGUAUUUAAUGUUAAAAUGCUUUAAUUUACAAUACAAUUAUUUAACAGUGGCGAACUCAAACCAUUAUCCUACGCCUAUUGUCUCAAUCUAAGAUCCUGAUGUGUCAGAGCUUUUGCUGUGAGCCUAAAGUGGAGCCUCAUGGUAGAGUCCUAAAGAUAAAGCAGGUCAUGAUGAUUGACCUUGUUGUGAAUUUGAAUCCUAAAAAAAUCCAGAAACAUGACAGAUCUCUGGAGUUGUUCUGUAGAGAUGAUCAUACGUCUGUGUGUCUGUCCUGUAAUGAUGGAGGCCACAAGACUCGCAACACUGUUGAAGAUGUGAGUGAAAAGAAAAAGGCAAAGAAGGUGAUGAUGCGCAAGCUUGUGCAGCAGGUGAUCCAGAACACAAUGAAGAAAAAUGAAGAAAUCACAUGCUCUAAAAUGAAAAUGAGCAAAAAAAAUAAAGAGAAAGAGGAAACAGACAACUCUGAGCUCUGCACUGAUCUGAAUUACUCCGCUGAGAGAUGUCAGAUGAUUCUUCCUGAGCACUGGGCGAAGAACAGGAUGAUGUUUUUAUUGCUGCUGCAAUCCUUUCAUCCUCUUGGAUCUAUAGGAUGUACCCUUUACAAAAAUGGAUAAAAGCGACAUUUUUUCAAGCAUAAAGAAAAAAUCAUUAAUCUUUCAACUAAUAAUCUCAUCAAAAGUAUAAUCACAGAAGUACAGUUUAGUAGCUGUAAUUAGUAUCAUAAUCCUAACGGUUCCUGCGCAUUUAAAAAGUCUUAAAUUAGAUUUUGUAAAUUUAAGGCCUUAAAAAGUCUUAUUUUUACUUACGAGAGGUCUUAAAUUUUAGAUGAAUUUUAGACAUGUCUAAAUGCUUUUACCAUCUCAUUAGCGUACACAUUUUUUAUUAUUAUUUCUAUGUGGAUUGGCUUGUUCAUGUGACUAUUUGCGUCAUUUACUGCAUAUUACAUCAGUAAAGUUGAACAUUUUUCCAUCUUAUAUCAUUUUCUUGUAUUCCAUCUUAAUUUACAUAAACUAUUUUAUUAAAUAUCUGUAUGUUAUCUGAAAGCACUGGCUGUUAUCUGAAAGCACUCUGAAAUUUUUCAGGCGUUACUGUUUGUUUGUUGAAUAAGUAAUAUAUUAUUAUAAUAAUGAUUCCAAAUAACGGUGGAAGCAGGCAGGUGGAAGGAAUGUUUGAGAAACUGGUUUGGAAAUUAUAAUUGUUUUGAAUUUAGCUUUUUAUUUUGCCCUCUAUUUGCUUUAUAUUGUAACUGCAUAAUUUAGAUUUUUGAUAAUUUGAUACUACUGUAAUCUUGUUCACUAAAUAAAUUCCAAAAAAACUCUUGUUA
This is a messenger RNA of Pimephales promelas (fathead minnow), 2082 nucleotides long. Lineage: Eukaryota; Metazoa; Chordata; Actinopteri; Cypriniformes; Leuciscidae. The record is from RefSeq and is a predicted model, not a curated record.